AUUUUCGAUUUGCCUGCAAUUUCUAAUUCAGGUUUUUCUUAGCAUCUUGGCAGAAACCAUCAAACGUCUCUACUGUCGCUAAACCUGAUGCAUAAUGCUAAGUACGAAAAGAAGCCGGUCUAACAAGGUUAUUAUUGAGCCCCCCGUCCAAAGCUGCACGGUAAAUAUUGGAAGUGUUUUGCCAUAGGCUGGUCAUCAUGUGUUGUUGUUGCCAUAGCAAAUGCCAAUGGGAGCCAAGCAGCAAGUACUUAUAGCGUUACCUAUAGUUUAAACGCAGAGGAUCAAGUUAUUGCACCGUGCUUCGAGCAAUUUACACAGAAUGUGCCAAACAGUUGUCAAAAUGACUCUUGUCACUUUUUGACGUUGAUGUUUACUGGGAUUUCAUCUCUGCUUAACCUUGAGUAACCUCGCAGAAAUUCAAUAGCCGAAACAAACUGUAUCAGUUACAAAGAAGACACAUAGAGAUCAAGGCUCUUUUAAAAGCAUUUAUUACCGUGAGUCCAACGAUAGUAAGGCUUCGAUAAGGACAGAGGGUUUGCUAAUCCAACACCUCGUUUGUGUCUUUUUUAUUCCACAAGAGACAACCACUGCUUAUAAGCAGAGCCAGAGCCGUUGGAUAGAGAUAGUGGUUUGCAAAAUAAAUAGCAACUGGGUAUCGGCGUGGCUAAAUAUUUUCAAAGACGAAAGUAUACUUCAAUAGGUCCCUGAAAACGCUUGACAGACCACUCAAAAAAGGCUACCACCUCGUACAGGAAAUGUUUCGUGGAAUCAUUUCGGCAUGGUCGCAUGUUAUUUUACACACGUCAGCCAGAGUUAUAUAGCUGGAGUCGUAUAGCUAGAGUCGUAUAGCUGGAGUCAUAUAGCUGGAGUCGUAUAGCUGAAUUGCUAUAGCUAGAGAGGUAUAGCUGGAGUCAUCUCGCUGGAGUCAUCUCGCUGGAGUCAUCUCGCUGGAGUCAUCUCGCUGGAGUCAUCUCGCUGGAGUCAUCUCGCUGGAGUCAUCUCGCUGGAGUCAUCUCGCUGGAGUCAUCUCGCUGGAGUCAUCUCGCUGGAGUCAUCUCGCUGGAGUCAUCUCGCUGGAGUCAUCUCGCUGGAGUCAUCUCGCUGGAGUCAUCUCGCUGGAGUCAUGCACCACGAGUCAUACAGCUGGAGUAAUAUGGAUAGAGUCACAGUCUUAUUUCAGUGGACACAGAGUUUUGAUAGAUCACUGCAGAAUGUCAUGGCUUAACAAAAGUUUACUUAGGUUAAAUCAAUUGAAAGUGGAGACAAAUAAUUAAAGAAGAGUUGAUUCUAGCUCAAACUUGCUUGAAUUAACAAAAUCUGAGGCGAUUAGAAAAAUCUAUUGCAGUGAGUGCAUCAUAAGCCAAGCCUGUUUUAAGCGAGAAGUGGUUGCAAAAAGGACAAAUGUGAGAUGAUGACGACUGAAGUUUUUAUAAUCUGGGACCAAAAACUACAAUGAUUUUGUCGAAUUUGUUUAUGGGCAUCUUAAAAAAGCUCAUGUCCGAGGUUAUAUGCAGUUCCAUGCAUUUACAACGUCAAAAAUCGAAGACAAGAACAAGCCUCGUUAUGUUCCAUGGAUCUUAGAGCACCAAAGUUUGACAGAGACAAAUGACGGACCGGAGACGAACCUUGUUUCUUAUAUUAUGAGAAAUCUGAUAAAAGCUUCGGGAGAAAAAAAUCAAAGGGCAGAGAAACAGCUGCAGCAACGACGAAAGAUUAUACUGGUUCAAACAAAGCAGGGCCAACAUGAAGAGCUUCUACUAAUUUUGUCAAGAAUAGACGAGUUUACGAAAGGAAAUGAAGUGAGAAUAUAUCGAAUGGAGAAGAAUUUUCAGCCAAGCGCAGAUGUGAAUAAGAGUAGUAGUGGCACUUUUGGCGCUGACAUGACAGCAAGCAAGUCAGGAAGUAGAGCAAGGGAAGAUCACUUUGAUGCUACAGCAAGCGCAACACCACUAAGCGACCUAGAUAGCGACAUUCCCAAAAGACACAGCCCACUAUGCUUCAAAUGCCUUGCCCAGUUAAAGAAUUUUAUUCUUGAAUACGAUGAAGCAGAGAGGGCCCGCAGAAGCUGGCCAAGCUCGAAACAAGGAAAUGAGUUAGAAAAAGGUAUGUGUCCAUUGUGUGCGAGAUCAUUUUACGAAGAAAUAACACACGGGGAAGGUACAAACCACUCUAUGAGAAUUAGCAGGUCGUUGAGAAAUCCUAGGGAGAAGGACAGGCUUAUAUGGAGCGGCAAUCAAGCAAAGGAGGCUUCAAAAAACUGCUUAUUUUGCUCAGGGGAUACCCAUUUAAAAGACAAAGCCAGCCAGAGAUGUGCAAGAAAUUUGACCCUACACGGUAAGAAACCGAAAUCAAGUUGUAGCUGUGAAGCAAAGCCAUUUAUGUGUACUAAAUGCUUUCUUAAUUCUCUCAUCGCAAAUGGUGAGAAUAACUACAUUGGGUUGGAACAAGGAGCAGACCAUACAAAUGUAAUAUCGUCUGAGAGAGAAGAUUUCAGGCCAGGAUCAGCACCGGCUAGAUUACAAUAUUACAAACCAAAAAUGGAAAGAAAAAACCCUAAAUACUUAGCUGGGUCUACAAUUGGCUCAAUAACUAAAACAAUAGAAAAUGCACAAGAGCGGAAAGUUGUGGCAGAGCCUAAAAGUGAAAAGUAUAGUAGAUCUGAACAUAGGUCUAAUAGAAGAUCCACAGACAAUUCUGGAAUUUUUGAUAUGCAAAUAGAAAAUUCAUUACAUGAUAAUGCUGAGAACAUCCAAGACAAGGAAAGCAGAACAUUAACGGAAGAGGGUGACCGCAGAGACGACACAGAAGCAAGUAAGGUCUCAUUUGAAGACUCCCUUGAAGAGCUUUUAACACGUUUAGCUAAAAGGUCUUCUAGGGUGUCUGAACGGGCAGAAAAUGAAGAAAUCGAUUAUCCACUUAUUGGUAAAGUCGGUGACGGAUCAGAGCUGCAAAUAGAAACUGAGCCCAAUAUAAAGUCAUUCGUCUCGGACGGAAUCAGAAAUGAACGAUUGAAUAGGAUUGAUGAUAGCAAAUCGGAAUUGAAAUCUCUGGAGACCAUUGAACCUUCUCCAAAAAUUCAUCCUCAGUCUUAUGAUGGUGUUCUGAUCAAGACGCCAUCUCGUAGAGAACGCAAGGAUGUCGAGGCGCCUUCGCAGGAAGACAAAGCAUCAAAACCUUUGACGAAUGGACAUUCAGACGAAAAUCAUUACAACUACGAAAUUUUUGAUCAGCUUGGAAAAGAAGCAGAUCUUCACAAAGUUCGUAGUCCAAGAAACAAAGGAAUAGAUUCGCUAAAAAAGGGGGAAAAUGAUAAAAAUGGACAACAUUUUUGCAAAUUCUGCCCAGAAAAAAUGUUUACUUCAGGGCAUGUCUGGAAAAUACACAUGAAAAACAAACAUAAGAAGUGUAACUGUCCUUGCGGGCAAUAUUUUGAAACGAGAGAAGACUACCUGAAACAUUUUUAUGGAAUAUUUCCUCUUGCAUGCUUCGUGGAACGAAAGUGCCCUGAACGGUUCCGGAGUCUCUAUUUCCAGGCGGUACAUCAUCGAGACAAGCAUUUAUGUGACCGGCCUUUCUUUUGCGUACUUUGCUUUGGGAACGACGAGGACCCUGAAAUAAAGAGGCGAGCCUCGUUUAAGGACAUGAAAUCACUAAGGAUUCACGCUGAGAGCAUAGGACAUGAUCCAAAUGAAAUGUUCCUGAUAAGCAGCAAGAGCGAAAUCGAUCAUAGUUCUCUGCCUUGGAGUAUGAAAUGCUCAGGAAUUGAUUUUUGUUAAUACAAAAUAUCCUCGCAUAUAAUAACCAUCAGACGCUUCUUAGGUCUUGCUUAAAAGUGCAUAUGGGAGUUGUAGAGUCAACAAUUUUUAAAGAACUUUUGUUUAAAGUAUUCGUUUUGAUUACGAGCUUAUUCAGUGAUUUCUAGCAGCAGGGUUGUCUUGUGUUGUGAUUUGCUGUGACCAGAGCAAAAUACUUUUUUAAAGAAAUCCAAAUUCAAAUUCUUAGGCUCGUUUUUAGCGGAAAUAUUCUGUAAAUAAAGUGCAAUUAGUAUUCUUUAAGGCCGGCUUCAAAAUCAGCCUCAAUCGUAUCCAGUUUAGGCCAGUAAACGUUCAUAUCGUACAACAUCCGUACUUUCAUGCCAACUUUACUGCUUUGUUGUGUGAAAAUAUUGAUGCAAAAUAAAAUUCGCCUAACGGUUAUGAAUUGUACGAAUUAAUGAAUUCCAUGUUUAUAUGAA
Messenger RNA from Rhopilema esculentum, 4234 nucleotides. RefSeq lists its product as uncharacterized. The record is from RefSeq and is a predicted model, not a curated record. NCBI's taxonomy places the organism in Eukaryota, Metazoa, Cnidaria, Scyphozoa, Rhizostomeae, Rhizostomatidae.